Molecule: messenger RNA, 3412 nt
Organism: Marchantia polymorpha subsp. ruderalis
Lineage: Eukaryota; Viridiplantae; Streptophyta; Marchantiopsida; Marchantiales; Marchantiaceae
Source: the annotation of a GenBank genome assembly
CAACAUGCUGACUAAAAGUAUCAAGAGGCAAACAUGCCAGAAAGCGCGUCACGCCCACGUGCUUAUAAAAUCUACACCACGCAGACCAAGAGCACCAAGAGGGCAAGCAUCCAGGAAGCUGAUGCUCAGAUGAAUGUUUCCACAACCACGGUCGAUUGCAAUACGGAAUCGGGAUAGAUGGACCCUGUCUUGGUUCCUCCCCGACACGUUCCUGCGACGAGAAUACGAAUCUGCUGCCGGGAUGUCAUUGCGAAAUACGAUCGAUGAGAGAUCAAUGCCGUGGGCCCAGCCCAGCUCCUAAUUACACACUAGCAGAAUGCACUAAUGGCCGCCCUCUGUGUGCUGUAUGUACACCACUGAAGAGCGAAGAUAACAGCUUGCUCGGAAGAUGCCUGAUAGACUCGUCAAAGUGAAACUUGCCAAACAGGAGCAAGAGAGUGCGGUCUCUUCGCUUCGCUCCUCAUGCGGAUGCGGACCCUUUCGGACCAGUCGAUACGAGAAAUUCUUCCUCAAGAAGACGUACUUGGCGUACGAAUGGAACGAGUACGCUGAACGACAGGGAAAGAGUUUCGAGGAUUCUACCGCAAGCAUUGCGGGCAGGGCACGCAGUGGACUUGCCUUUCCUGGAGCGGUUAACUGUCGUCGGAUCUCUGCCGCUGAAAGCACCUUGGCAGUCAGAGAAGACAGAGGACAGGGCGGGCCAUUGGAGUACAAUUCUGUGGAUUGAUCAGAUCCCAGAUUUCGCCGAGCGGAUUCACUUCAAAUAAUUGAAUUGAUGACAUUCGUCGCUUGCUUAGACUUGAUUCAUCUGAGUGAGCGGGGGCGCUUGAGGGAGGCAGCCGAGGGACUAGGAAAGGUCUGGAAGCACGUGUGAGUACAGUACUUUCAUUCUUGGAACGGUUUACAGUCGAGAGAGAGAGAGAGAGAAAGUUAGACACAGAACAUGGCUCUGACCCGAGACAAACGCGAUUUGUUUUUUGGAGUUGGCGCGCUGCUCGCUUUGAUGGCCCUCUUCCAGUUCUUGAGCUAUGAUCUAUUGAUACCAGCGAAAGACAUGCCCCACAAGUCGAAGAUCGAGCAUUUCCGCCGGCCUCAUUUCAUGAAUGCUACCCUUGUAGAGAAACCUGCGCGGUGUAGGGGUGCCCUCUGUACUUUUAUGGACAUCACCAUCAAGUCUGACUACGUCGGUCAAAUUGUUUUCCUCCUAAAUGAUAUCAAGAGACCGAAAACUGCCGAAAAUUUUAGAGCUCUCUGCACCGGCGAGAAGGGAAAGUCUUCCAGCAGAACCAAUCUUCACUACAAAGGAACGGCAUUCAGCCGUGUGGUGCAUAACAUCCUUGUUCAAGGAGGAGACAUUCACAAAGGUAAAGCUUUGGAGGAAGAAAAAGAGUCGAUCUAUGGGGCAGCUUUUGCUCAAGAAAGCAAUGUCGAUGAAUUGCAUGAGAGGGGCCUCCUGGCGACGGCAGGCCGAGGGAAAACGGGUUCGGAGUUUUUCAUCACUCUCGACUCCGUCGCCGAGCUGGACGGUCAAUUCGUCGUCUUUGGGGAGGUGGUAGAGGGCAUGGAUGUGGUCGAUAAGAUCAACAGUGUUGCAGUCAAUUCGGAUGGAGAACCGACAGCACCCAUUUUGAUCUCGAACUCAGGACAAAUUUAAUGGAUCUAUGGUGUCAGUGACAGUGCCAGGGCUGGUUUUGGUACAACUUUUGCGACGCCCUUCUCCUUCUCAUAGCGAGGAUUGAUGCCUGUGAAGCUUCGAGGUCUCGAAGAUUUGUCCAGCUUCCUUCAUCCUCCUUAAUUGGAAAUCCCCUACGUUCUACAGGAUCUUCGCUAGUUAAGGAAGUCAAGCUUAAGAUAAAGAGCCCAGAACAAGGAAGCAGUUAUCCGGAUGGUCUUGCAGUAUGACUUGCUUCAAAGGUUGGGCAUUUUUUGCUGCAACAAGCAGCAGCAGCAUCGGCCACUGCAGUCUUCACUUAUAUCAGAUUCAUAUGACAUUGGAUCUUCCUGAAGUUCCACUGAAGUGAGGCUAUUCGAGUGGAUAUCGAAGAUUUUAUGGCCGGCCAGAUGUGCUUUCUGAUCCAUCUGCAUCAAUACUGUAAACUUACGCCAAGUUGGUGAUCCAGCGUUGUGAAGUAUUCUUAAGAGCAGACAACAACGUUGACUCAUUGCUCCUCUGAGGACGAGAAGGUCUGUACAUCUGGUCUGUCGCCGUGAAAAAAUCGACUUGUCAGCAAAGGUAAAACCAUUGCCGUAUCCUUUGCCUCCAAUAUCUGAAGUACGUUAUACAUAUCUAAGAAAACAUGAGCGAGCUUUGGAGCGGAGGUAUGGGCUCCGUGGGAGAAAAAACCAUCGAAGCUCGAAAGUCCAGUCUCUGCUCGAAUUUUUUGUGUAGGAGCUUGAGGUAGAGGAAAUUAGUUUUCUAAUGCUCAUACCACACCGCAGUGGAAGCCUGUCAAGCAAACAUGAAUUUUGUCUGUGCAAUAUUUCUUACAGUAAACAUCAGUGUUCAAUCCCUUAACGGGAUCUGGUCUAUAUCCUAGCUCCUGCUAUCCACUUAUAUCCAGUACUGUACUCAUUCAUCUUUCUAAUGAUCCGUGUGAGUUGAGCUCCAUCGUCGAAUUCCUUAUCCAAAUUAUCUUUGGUCUUCGUGAAAAAGCUCUACGCUCAGAGUUUGUUGACCAUUCGGGUCACCUCGGUUCGUAUGGUUGUCAGUAAGCAGAAGCGAUCCCCGACACAUGUUCUUCCAUAUGUGCACUCCGCUGUAGUGCAGGUAUGGUAUGUCAGGUAUGGGGAUUCUGUGGCAAAUGUCAUCACUUACCUUUGGCAUUCAGAGACAUUGUGGCUUCCAGGGGUUCUUUAUGUCGGGAAGAAUCUAACCACAGGACUAUAGAUGGGACAUACACUUCCUUUUUAAGUAUGCGAAUAUACAAGUGACGACCAGUUUCCAACUAUCAAUCUUCUUUCAGAUCACCCUCCGCCACAAGGCGAGCAUAGUACAGUGCAAUGAGUCUGAAAAUGAGCUAAAUUCCCAUUCGUGCCAGUGAAAACUCAUGAAAUUGUAAUUGCUUUACUUGAUGUGGCUAUAUCUUUUGUGCACCUUCACCUCCGUAGUCUUCUUUGCAACGGAGAUUCAUUUCAGUGCAGUCAGUUACUUAAUGCGAGCUCCAUGAAUCAAACUAUGUUUACCUACUUUUAUUCCAUGCGUCUCCCCUUGAAAUAUGAACAAGAGAGGUGUUUACUAUAAGCUACCGAGUAAAGGGGAAGCACCAUGGAUCGGUAUGGAGUCAUAUAGUGCAAAGACUAGAGGAUACUGUAUUCCUUCUUGUUAUCCGCUAAUCCAGUAAAAUGAAGCUAGAUGCACGAAAAAAGGUGGAAUAAAGCCUACCCGGAUUGAGAGAUAGAUGUAUGUGUCGGG